This is a messenger RNA of Alternaria atra, 3030 nucleotides long. RefSeq lists its product as uncharacterized. The record is from RefSeq and is a predicted model, not a curated record. The transcript has 5 exons. The coding region runs from base 1 to 3030 and encodes 1009 amino acids. Lineage: Eukaryota; Fungi; Ascomycota; Dothideomycetes; Pleosporales; Pleosporaceae.
AUGGACAGAAAGGCGCUCUUCUUCCCGUGCGGCCUCGUCUUAGCAUCCGGUUACUUGAGCACUGCAACCCCCAUCGACUACUCUUUCGCCUUGGACAAGCCGCUGCACACUGUCGCCAUCGUGUUACUGCUGACUGGUCUCGCCGUUGUCGCAAUUGAAGCCUGGUCAUCGCGCAGUGCCCAGCCGCAGCCGCCGACAAGAUAUAUCGCCAUAGCGCUGAACCAGGUCCAGAGCAGACAUGCUGUCGAGGAGAUAUGGACCGAGGCGGGCCAGCCAGGGAGACGGAGAGGAUGGAGCGUAAGGGCUGUCGGCGCGCUGCUGGCCGUCCUGCUCUUCGCAAUCUGCGGGCGCAUAGCCAUCUUCUACCGCGUCACCAAGGACGUCGAGUGCAGCGGUCCUUCUGCAUUGGCGUUCCUUCCUCUUGUCAUCGCCCUCUACCACAGCAUCCGUCACCCCAGCCAGCGACAAUACCCCGCCUGGAGUGCUGACACGCGCCCACGCACACACCUCGACAGCGUCUACAGCUUCGUCUUCGACGGCUCCACCCGCUACAUCAUUCCUUCUUUUCUACUCUCCGUCAGUAGCUUCCUUGUCAUCAUCAAGUCCAGCGCAUUGCGCUCGACGUACAUUUGUCCCAUCGCAAACUCGACAGCGACCACAAUUCCUUCCCUUCAAUUCUUUGCCUUCUUGCUCGACUGCAUCAUUGUACAGAUAUCAUACCGUCUGAUCGACGAUGGCAUCUCCGCGGCGGACGACUGGACCAUCCACCUGCAGGAUGGUACCUCGAACCACCUGCUAGUUGGCUUAACACUUACUGCAUCGUCUUUAGUCCUUCUUGUCGCAGGCAUUGUCAUCUAUCCCGCCAUGCCCGAGCAUCGCGAGUGGAUGCUCUCAUUUUCGUCUGAAUAUCUUCUUGGUCUUUUGCGUUUAUCGUUGAUGAUACCCUUUAUGACGUUAUGUUUCCUCAAAUCGGCUCGGUUGUACGGCGUCAUGAGCGCAUUGCUCCUAGGUGCAUUUUCUUCUGCAUAUAUUGGCGUUCUUCGAGCCCUGGGCACCGGCGUUUCCCACUCAUUUCCACCAAAAUCCACUGUCGGGCUUGUUCUGUGUUUGACUUUGCUCACCAUUGCCCUCAUCCUCCAUCUCGUCACAGAUACCAACAUCGAAACCCGCAUACGAUCCAAAGUGCCGAUCCGUCUGGGCAGGAACCAGUCGGCUGGCUUUAUCGUACUACUGAUUGCCUUCUCCAUCGGUGUCGUUAUAUAUCGUCGGCACGGCCCUGUUCUGGAACAUCCCAUCACUAGUUUGAUCGACGUCGCGACAAUCCAACACGAUCGAUGGGCAUCACAGGCCUACCGGAGUAGAUCUCUCGCCGAGGCCGUCAUGCACUAUCGACAACGCUACAAUCGCGAUCCGCCGCCAAAUUUUGACAAGUGGUACCACUUCGCCAUCAGCCGAAACUCCAUCAUAAUCGACGACUACGACAACAUUGAAAAAGACUUGGCACCCUUCUCGUCCUUCAAUGCUGAUGAUCUUCGGUUGCGGACUGCCACUGUCUUGGCUACGCACGAGGGAGUGGGCGGAAUUCGCAUAAGAGACGGGAAGGUGGACGUGUUCAACAACGUACCUGAUACGCAUCGCUGGAUGAUGGAUGGCGCGGCGGCCAUGAUACAGCGAUUUGCCCAAUCGCUUCCCGAUAUGGAUCUCGCACUGAACCUGCAUGACGAGAGCCGUGUCGCCGUACCGUACGAGCGAUUACAAGAUGCACUAGAUAAUCCGCAACCGUACCCUACGCCGGAGCCGUCUCGCCCAGGGAAGGAUUUCAGCGCUGAUCGUGCAAAGAAGUGGCCAGACGUUGACCGCGUACGGUCAGAUCCACAUUUCUUCAGCGAUGCUCGCACUAUAGGCUCGUAUGAGACAUAUGGAUCCGUCGCAUGCCCGCCCGAAUCGCGCGCACGAAGAGAACGCCAUUGGCAUACGAAAUCGUUUUGCCACACUUGUACUCAAGUACAUUCAAUGGGUGCUUUCGUAGCUAAUUGGAGUUUGUCAUCUGAGCCCUGUCACCAGCCAGAUAUCGCCAAUCUGCACGGCAUGCAUCUCAGCCCCGCUAGCCUCAUGGGUACUCAUGACAUGGUCCCAAUCUUCAGUCAGAGUCGCGCUCCUGGUUUUGUCGAUAUCAGAUACCCAUCGCCGUGGAAUUACUUGGAAAAGAGCAAGUAUGGGUUCGACGAAAAGUUUCCUGAUCCCCGCUUUCAGGAUAAAGUGGAUGUUCUCUUCUGGCGCGGCACAACCACUGAAGGUGUGACCACUCAUGGCACCUGGAAAGGCAUGCUUCGCCAGCGACUCGUGCAUCUCAUGAACAACGAGACCUCUCGCCAACCCAUCCUUCUCCCGAAACCCGACCACAGCGGUCACUUGGAGUACAUGCUGAAGCGCACGACCGAUAUCAAGAGACUUCUCGAGACCAAAACCGAUGUCCGCCUUGUCGGUCCGAUCGCGCGCUGCGCAGGCCAAGACUGCAUCGACCAGACGCGUGAGUUUGGCUUCGGCGACCCUAUUGACUUCAGACAACACUGGCGUUAUCGUUACCUAUUCGACGCUGACGGCGCUGGCUUCUCUGGUCGUUUUAUCCCCUUUCUACAGUCCAAUUCUGUCGUCUUCAAAGCUGCCGUCUUUCGCGAAUGGUACGAAGGCCGCCUCACCGCCUGGAAACACUUCGUCCCCGUGGACCUCCGCUUGCACGAUCUUUUCUCGUCACUAGCCUACUUCGGUGGAUAUGGUGUCGAGGCAAGGAACAAGCGCAUGAUGGAGGGUCAGAUCAAAGCAGCAGAGAAGAUCGCACGAGAUGGUAAAGUGUGGACGGAGAAGGUGUUGAGGAAAGAGGACAUGGAGGUCUACAUGUUCAGGUUAUUGCUUGAGUGGGGAAGGCUAACAGAUGAUGCGAGGACGGAAGUUGGCUUCCGCAUGGAGAAAGGGAAAGCGAGUGCUAGUGAGAGGGCGAGUAGUGUUGAGCGAGAGGUGGAGGAGUUAUGA